CAACUUUCUCUAUUUUCAACCAGGGGUUUUAGGUGGGUUUUUGCAGAAACCAUACCACUGAACCCUGAAAUCGGACCCCAUUGCAUCUUGAAAUGGUGCUCCGACUUGCCCACCGGCUCACCCGCUGCUCUCUUUCCUCCCUUCUAAUCCAUGAUUCUUCCUCUACUUGUGAGGCAUUUCUGAAAGUGGGUUGUAGGAGUUAUUGCACGGCAACCUGGAAACCAAUUAGGAAUUUGUUUCCUUUGAAUUCUAUUAGUGCUCCAUUAGCUUGUAUCGCAAGGACUUCAUACACACACUCGUCGCAUCCUUUUACACAGGUCUUGAGGCAUGAACAAUUCUGCGCUACUGCAGGAAAUGAGGAAAAGCAAAAAAUAUCUGUAACCUUUGUCGACAAGGAUGGAGAAGAGCAGCAUAUUAAGGUCCCUGUCGGAAUGUCUAUGUUAGAAGCUGCACAUGAAAAUGACAUUGAACUUGAAGGAGCAUGUGAAGCGUCACUUGCCUGUUCCACGUGUCAUGUGAUUGUUAUGGAUGUGGAGUACUACAACAAGCUAGAAGAUCCAACAGACGACGAAAAUGACAUGUUGGAUCUUGCGUUUGGCCUCAGUGACACGUCACGUCUAGGUUGUCAAGUAAUUGCAAAACCUGAACUUGAUGGAAUUCGGUUAGCUCUCCCUGUUGCCACAAGAAACUUUGCUGUCGAUGGCUAUAAGCCGAAACCACAUUAGGAUUUCUACCAUAGAUGAAGGAUUAAUGGUCCAUGUCUAACAAACAUAAGAACCAACAAAUUUUGUGGGAUGACAAUACUUAUAGUGAUCAUUUGAUUACAUAUUUACUUGUAUCACUGGAAAUAAUCCUUCCUGCAUUAAUUGUGGAUGUUUUUUUUUUUCAAUAGCAGCAAUACCAUACAUCAGUUCUGCAUUAACUUCUGUAUUCUUUUAUAUCGAAUUCAAUGUAAAAUAAUUAUACAUGUAUUAGCACUCAUAUAAAUGACAUGAAGUUCAUAUUAUAACUUGUUAA
Messenger RNA from Nicotiana attenuata, 1017 nucleotides. RefSeq names its product adrenodoxin-like protein 2, mitochondrial. The transcript is spliced from 8 exons. NCBI's taxonomy places the organism in Eukaryota, Viridiplantae, Streptophyta, Magnoliopsida, Solanales, Solanaceae. Gene Ontology annotation, molecular function: 2 iron, 2 sulfur cluster binding. The record is from RefSeq and is a predicted model, not a curated record. The coding region runs from base 93 to 725 and encodes 210 amino acids. Gene Ontology annotation, cellular component: mitochondrion. Gene Ontology annotation, biological process: P450-containing electron transport chain.